Molecule: messenger RNA, 1054 nt
Organism: Saccostrea echinata
Lineage: Eukaryota; Metazoa; Mollusca; Bivalvia; Ostreida; Ostreidae
Exons: 1
Coding region: 1-954 (317 amino acids)
Source: RefSeq, a predicted model, not a curated record
AUGGCGGGUAGACGUCAGACUCGCACACAGAGCGAAGGCGACGUCAUUGGAAUGAGCGAAGAGGCUUUACUGAGCACAAGCAUCAAAAAUGAGUUGGAGAAAUGGAAGCUCAUGAAUGAAAUGCACACACUUGUGUGUGGCGAAAAGCAGUGCUCAAUGGAAAACAGUAGAAAAUUGAGAAAGCUUAAAGAAGACAUAACGAAAAUGCUUGCUGAAGGGUGUGUUUAUAAGCUACAUGGGUUUAAAAAAUAUGAUCCAUUCUUAAGCAACUUCAGGGAAAAAGAAAACAUGGAAGAAGGACUCAAGCCUAAAGCACUCAUCAAAUCACUAUCCACAGGAACUUUUCCAUCAAUUAGUGAGACAGGAAACUAUGUGAAAACAAACAUAAAGUCGUAUGAAAGAAAAGUUGAUAAGAAAGAUAGUGAUAUCUCGCCUGCGACAAUUCCAAAUACCCUAACUAACAUCGACCUACCCGAUAUUUCAUCGCAUUUUGAAGAAAACAACGAAGAAAAUGAAGAAUUUGCACCUUGUACAGAUUUAUUAUCCUCUUUAUCGAAUAGCUUCCAUGGCAUGAUCAUGUGGCGACAGAAAAUACGUGACAGAAUUAUAGAAAAGGAGAAGGCGAAAGUAGAUCCCCCUGUCCGAUACCACCCAAAAGUUGAAACGAAAAACAUAAAUCGAUAUAAACAUAUGUUUGCAGGAAACUGUAGGACAUAUUAUGCGAUGAAGAAAUUCGUUGACAAAGAGGCUGAAAUAAUGAUAAAUAAAGUUGAUUCUCCUCUCUAUUAUAAGAAGAUCUCGGAAUUAGAAAAACUUAAACAAAAAUGUAAAAUUCCAGAAAUUAUAAGAAGAGACAAAUCAACCUCAGCAAUAUUUAGAGAUUUUGAGAAUUAUAAAGCUCAGAAAGUACAAGAAAAGAAAAGGAAAGUAUCAGAAUGGCAAACAUCUCAGUAAAAAAUUACUGACUUUCUAUGGAUCUUCUACGACAACUUUAACGAAUCAACAAACAUUUUCUAAUGAGUGCAAUAUGUUACUUUACACAAGGAUUAUUUUA